GUCGCUGAGAGGAGCAGAAAUCCUCCUACUGCCGCUUUGUUUCAGUGAUGUAGAGACAAAGGACUGAGUGGCUCUUAGAUAAAACAGACCUCGAUCUGCUGUUGUGGUGUACCAGCAGGACCCAUGACCCUGACACGAGGUUCCUUCAGCUACUCCAACGGCGAGGAGUACCACGGCGAAUGGAAAGAAGGUCUGCGUCACGGCCUGGGUCAGCUGACCUUCAGUGAUGGGACGUGUUACACGGGACAGUUUGAGAACGGGCUCUUUAACGGCUGUGGGGUGCUGGUCUUCCCUGACGGCUCCAGGUAUGAAGGUGAAUUCGUGCAGGGCAAGUUUCAAGGCGCCGGCGUCUUCACUCGCUUCGACGGGAUGAGGUUUGAAGGCGAGUUUAAAGGAGGGUGUGUGGGCGGAUAUGGCGUACUCACCUUUUCUGACGGAGGCCCUGGCGGCGGCGGUGGUGGCGGCGGCACCCACGAAGGCCUGUUUGAAACCAACCAGCUGAUGAGGAGAGAGAACAGCCAAGCAUCCGUGCAGAGAGCGCAGGCAGCAGCCGCCAAGGCCCGCGCCCUGGCGAUGUGA
Messenger RNA from Cheilinus undulatus (humphead wrasse), 579 nucleotides. RefSeq names its product MORN repeat-containing protein 4-like. The transcript is spliced from 5 exons. NCBI's taxonomy places the organism in Eukaryota, Metazoa, Chordata, Actinopteri, Labriformes, Labridae. The record is from RefSeq and is a predicted model, not a curated record. The coding region runs from base 124 to 579 and encodes 151 amino acids.